Carassius gibelio (silver crucian carp) is the source of this 1149-nucleotide messenger RNA. RefSeq names its product E3 ubiquitin-protein ligase CCNB1IP1-like. The transcript is spliced from 4 exons. Gene Ontology annotation, cellular component: synaptonemal complex. Gene Ontology annotation, biological process: reciprocal meiotic recombination. The record is from RefSeq and is a predicted model, not a curated record. Lineage: Eukaryota; Metazoa; Chordata; Actinopteri; Cypriniformes; Cyprinidae. Gene Ontology annotation, molecular function: ubiquitin protein ligase activity. The coding region runs from base 270 to 1025 and encodes 251 amino acids.
CACCCGCAACUUUCCGGUAAACUAUCCAGUUUGUAAAGCUUCAUACUUGCGAAAAGGGAUAUGUAUAUUUUAUAACCGCUUUGGUUUGAUUUAGUAUUCGAACAGAAAUAUUGAAGCUUUGGAACACUUUUCCCGCGCUUUGCCAGCUUAAACGUAAAGUGCUAACAUAUCCUUUUUUAUCAUCUUUCCGUUAGCUUAACCAGUAAAACAGCAUUCAUAUAACGUUACUGAGGAACAAAAUAUUCCUGUUUCCUUCCAUAAGAACCGCAAUGUCUGCACCUAAAUUCACCUUGUUGUGUAAUUCGCAUAACUGCCGGGCAAAGUUGAGUGGGUUUGCGUGGGUCACGGCCUGCUCUCACGCCUUCUGUGAUCAACACGGUUCAGAGGAGUUCAGCCGCACACCUGCCAUCUGCCCCGCGUGCUCCUCCAUGCUCUCGGGCAAACUGGACGUGCUUAGAACCGAGCUGGCACCCUCAGAGCAAUACAAGGCUAUGGUUUUGGUCGGAUUACGGCCUGAAACUGUUUUGGAAAUCAGUCAUAAAGCGCUAGACUUCUGGACCUACCAGGUAAACCAGGAGCGGUUGCUGAUGGAGUACAGUUUGUCCAGGGCUGGGGGACAAGUGCUUCAGAUGGAGAAGUUUAUGAUCCAGCAGAACCAGAGCAAAGAGCUCGAGUUAAAUGCAUUAAGAGGGGAGAUCGCAUCCUUGAAAAAGGUGUUGGAAGAAUAUAAGCGGAAGUACAGUGAGGUUUUGGAGCGACUGAAUGAACAAAAUAGGCAAUAUCAGAAGCUGCAGGGACUUCUCGACUCAGUACGGAUGCAUACGCUGGGAACGAGGGAGAAAGAUCCCAUUUCCCACUCUUUUACUACAGGUUUGGUCAAACCACGCUCUCCUCAUAGCAGUCCUUCAUUCCUGGGAUCAGAAGGGGACAGGUUCUUCUCACUGGGGCCAGAAAACACUAAAACUUUCUUCCAGUUCAGCACACCCACCCGAGACAGAACCCAGACUUUUAUCAAGAAAAACUAAGUAUGAUUUAAGUUUCACUAGGAUGCUUUUUUGUUUAAUUCUUUGUUUUUCUUUUUUCAAUUGCUUUAUUUACUGAUAAAGCUGUUACACGGUUUAAAGAAGGUGUUAUACAGUAAAUACUCCC